This is a messenger RNA of Cylindrotheca closterium, 783 nucleotides long. The record is from the annotation of a GenBank genome assembly. Lineage: Eukaryota; Bacillariophyta; Bacillariophyceae; Bacillariales; Bacillariaceae.
AUGCAGGGAGGUAAUGAUAAAGAAAUGAUGGAAGCAGGCAGUAUGAGGCCAGAAAGCGCUAUUGACAUGGUGCAACAACCCAGUGCGGAUAACGCAGGCAAGAAGAAUGGACUCUUCCGCAAGAUGCAAAGCUCCUACGGGGUGGCGUUAUGGCUAAUCUUUUCUCUCGUGGUAGGAUUCCUUGGCGGAUGGUUUGCUGGUGGAGCUGCCACGGCUGCUGGCGAAAUCAGUGAUGGGGCUGCAUCCUCAAUGAUGAAUGAUGUGACUACUACUACCACUACAACUAGUGGUAGUACUAGCAAUACAACAACGGGAUACAACUGCAACUGCACUACGCCCGAGGUAGUCAACAACAACAGCAGCAUCACACAGCCAGAGCCGCCGUCACCCGAUGAUAUUUGUCGAGCGCUGUUUCCGUGGAUGGGGAGGGAAAACACGACUUGUUACAUUGGCGAAUGGUACCAGUGCGUUGAUGCCAAGGGUACGCUGGACAUUAAGUACUUUGACAGGCUCCGGAAAAGUUGCCCAUCCAGGAACGAUUGCGACGACCUCGCCAGUUGCGCGGUUAGCAAGAGCGAAGUCUUCUUCGAAGGACCAUCCGAUGGCACAGUUCCUGACGUUUAUGAUUAUUGCAACAAUGAUGUUGCACAUAGGCACUACCCUGAGGGAGCCUCGGCGGCAACGCGUACUCAUUCGGAAUUGGUCGGGCUUGCAGAGGCAUACUUGGAGGGUGACUACAGCCGUUUGGACUACCGGUGCAAGAAUAAUUACGCCAAGGUAUAA